GUCUAUCUAUCAAAAUGGCACGUUAUACGCUAGCGCUACUCAUUUGUGUCACCAGCUUGUUCACUAUUACAGAGGGCACUUCCCCAGCCGUGCAGGAAAUGCAUAGGAAUUACUUUGGCGGCGGCAUUUAUGAUUUCUGGUAUUGGGAUCUCGCCUGGCUGGUGUGGGACAGACAGUGCGCCAAAUACAACAUCACGCGCACAGUGGACACACGCAUUACGGGCGGCGAUCUGGCAGCGCCCAACAUGUUUCCUUAUCAGGUGGGACUGCUGUUGUUGCGCGCACCAAAGGUCUAUCAAUGCGGCGGCACUUUGGUAUCCACGAGUUAUGUGCUCACCGCGGCGCAUUGUAUAUAUAAGUCAACGCGCGGCAAAGUGUUUUUGGGAUCGACCGAUUUCGCCAACCCGCUCACCUCGGCGGCCGUUUACAAUGUGAGUGAAAGUGCUUUCAUCGUUUACGAACGGUACACGCUGCAUGGCGGUCGUGACGACAUCGGUCUUAUACGCCUACCAUCGCCGGUCGCGCUCUCCGCCGCUGUGCAGACAAUACCGUUGGCGCCGCGCUUCAUGACGCAGUCUUUUCUGGAGGGUGAAAUUGUCACCACAUCCGGCUGGGGUCUGACGCGUGACGGCGAUAGUGAGAAGAUGGAAUUCAAUUUGUUGUUGUAUUAUGUGGAUGCGCCCGUGCUGCCGCUGGCCGAGUGCGCCUGCUACUAUCUGCCCGGCCUGGUGCGUGGUCCCAACCACAUUUGCGCGAGUGGCGCUGGCGGACGUGGCAGCUGCGACGGCGACUCUGGCGGACCGCUGACCUAUUACUAUCGCAAUAAAAGUUAUUUGAUUGGUUUGACCGCCUUUGGCAGCGCUGGCGGUUGUGAAAUCGGUUACCCGUCGGUGUACACACGCAUAACUUCAUAUCUGGAUUGGAUAACCGCGCGUACAGGCAUACAAGUUUAUUGAGCGUGGAUAUGUUGUGCAAAUACUU
Zeugodacus cucurbitae (melon fly) is the source of this 981-nucleotide messenger RNA. Its product is annotated as brachyurin. The transcript is spliced from 2 exons. Gene Ontology annotation, biological process: proteolysis. Gene Ontology annotation, molecular function: serine-type endopeptidase activity. The record is from RefSeq and is a predicted model, not a curated record. Bases 15 to 956 code for a protein of 313 amino acids. NCBI's taxonomy places the organism in Eukaryota, Metazoa, Arthropoda, Insecta, Diptera, Tephritidae.